ACUCUGUCUUCUUCCCCCCUCCUUGAGGCCGCUCUCCAUCGUCUUGCAGCUUCCCUGCCGCUCUCUUCCGGGCAGCCCCCACCCAUGCAGCCCCCAGCAUGUGUAGCCCCCCACCCGUGCUGCUCUCCAUCUCUGUCCAUGUGCCUCUUGCACCCCCAUGACCCCCCCACCCUCUGCACCUCUAUUUAACCCCCCUGAAGCCACCUCGCCAUGCAUCCCCUCUCUCUCUGAGUACCUCUGCAUCCACACUGCAUCCCUCUCUCUGUGCUCAGCCUUGCUGGCUGCCCCCUGCUCUCUGCCCUCCUGAUGCUGCACCCCAAAAAUCUGUCUCCUCUCCCAAUUGUGCUAUGCUUUUUUUUUUUUUUUUCCCUUUAAUAUUUUUUUCCUUACUUCACCCCAAAUCCUUCCCACAGCCCUUGACACGCUCUCAGCAGCCUGCAAGGUGUACCAGGAGGGCCAUGCAUGGACACCCGGAGUCCUGGUAGAGCUGGGAUGCCCCCUAUCCUCAUCCACAGCUCCACUGCUGGCAGCUGGUGACUGACGGCUGCCCCGCUCCUGCCACGAUGGCGACGCCGGACGUCAGUGUCCACAUGGAGGAGGUGGUGGUGGUGACCACGCCGGACGGCGCGGUGGACGGCGGUGGCAUGGAGGAGGUGAAGACAGUGCUGGUCACCACCAACCUAUCCCAGCAUGGUGGUGACAUCAACGAAGACACUCUGGAGACUGAAAAUGCAGCUGCUGCAGCUGCUGCUGCCUUCACAGCCUCCACAGACCUGAAGGAAGCGGUUCUAGAAGUGAAGAUGGCUGAAGAUGAGGAGAGUUUGGAGGCAGAGAUUGUCUACCCCAUCACCUGCGGGGACAGCAAAGCCAACCUCAUCUGGAGGAAGUUUGUGUGCCCUGGGAUCAAUGUGAAGUGUGUGCAGUUUCACGAUCACCUAAUCAGCCCCAAGGAGUUUGUCCACCUGGCAGGCAAGUCAACCUUGAAGGAUUGGAAGCGGGCGAUCCGGAUGAACGGGAUCAUGCUCCGGAAGAUUAUGGACUCAGGAGAGCUGGAUUUCUACCAGCACACAAAGGUCUGUUCCAACACCUGCCGGAGCACCAAAAUUGACCUGACUGGAGCCAGGGUGUCCCUGACCAGCCAGACAUCGACAGAGUACAUCCCUCUGACUCCUGCCUCUGCCGAUGUGAACGGAUCCCCGGCUACAAUAACCAUAGAAACAUGCGAGGAUGCCAGUGAUUGGACCACCAGCAUUGGAGAUGACACCUUUGCUUUUUGGCAAGGUCUGAAGGACAGUGGUCUCCUGGAAGAAGUGAUCCAUGAGUUCCACCAGGAGCUGGUGGAGACCAUGAAAGGCUUGCAGCAGCGAGCACAGGAUCCCCCGCUGCAGCUCGGGGAUGCUGUUUUACUCAACAACGUUGUCCAGAACUUUGGGAUGCUGGAUCUGGUCAAGAAGGUCCUGGCCAGCCACAAGUGCCAGAUGGAUCGCUCAAGGGAGCAGUACACACGGGAUUUGGCAGCUCUGGAGCAGCAGUGUGACGAGCACCGCAAGCGAGCGAAGGAGCUGAAGCACAAAGCACAGCAUCUCAACAAUGUCCUGAUGACCCUCACACCCGUCUCCGUUCCCACACCUCUGAAACGCCCCAGGCUGACCAGGGCCACCUCUGGACCAGCUGCCAUCACCUCCCAAGUCCUGUCCCAGCCAGCACAGCUCGCUGUCACCUCUGGCAUGCCAGUGUCCCAGGUUGCCAAUCUCCCUCUCGGCAAAGUGGUCUCGGCCCUCCCUCCUUCGGUGCUGGGGAAGAGCCCAGCUCAGCCCCCCGCCGCCAGCUCCCCGGCCUCCCCUCUGCUGGGGGGGUACACGGUGCUGGCCUCUGCCGGCUCCACCUUCCCCAGCACGGUGGAGAUCCACCCGGACGCUUCCAACCUGACGGUGCUGAGCACGGCUGCGGUCCAGGACGGCAGCACGGUGGUGAAGGUGAUGAGCCCCUUCCAGCUCCUGACGCUUCCAGGACUUGGCACAGCCAUCCAGAACGUGACACAAAUAGCUCCCAGUGGGAGCACGGUCGUGACUGUCCCGUCCGGUGCCACCGAGGCUGCCGGGGACGAGCAUGCUGCCGCCGCCAUCGAGGUGACCGCAGUGGCUGAUGAGGCGGAGCAGAAGUGAGAGGGGGGACUUGCCUGGAGGGACGCUGGCCGUGCCACUCUGGGGGGAACUGCCUCUUCUCUGGCUGCGCUGUGGGACGAGGAGUGGUGUCAUGAGGGGCACGGGCUAACAAGACUCAGAGCAGCUCGUGUUGGGAGCGAGGAAGUUCAGGUCAGAGGGAAGGAGGGGGGAGGAAGGAUGCCUGGAGAAGGGAAAGGCAGAAAUGCUCUGCCUUGUUUGGAGGAGGGAAGAAAAAAAAGCUUAUUUUUUUAUCAAGCUUUCCUCCCCUAUUCUCUUGGAAUAGUUUUCCUGCUCUGGGUCAUCAGCCCAGCCUUGUUGGCACAGCUGGAGCAGCAUCCAUCGGAGAAGUGGGCAGGAGCAGGGAGAAGGCCGUAGCAAAAGGAAGCUGCCAAGGGGGUCUGGUGUGCAGGGAGCUGGCUGCUCCCCAUUCCUAGGGGGCUGCAGGAGUGGAGAGGGAUGCCAAGAGCAGGUAUUCUGUGGAUGUGUACAAUCACUGACACCAGGAAGGGCUCUGGCAGCAUGGGCACAGGCCCUGGGAGGUCGGGUGGUGUGUGUGACACCGGUUUUGGGUGGCAGAAACAAGUGGGAGCUAUUCAGACAGUGGACAUGAUGGUUGCCCUGGUCUGCUGAGGAAGGAGCAAGAACAGAGGAACCCACAGGGCUGAGAAGAGCUGUGACUUCUGAGGAUUUAGGGUCUUUUUCUAGUUUUCUCAAAAGAAAAAAUAAAAAAUCCAUUCUUGGGAUUUUUUUAAGCCAACGGCGAUUUUUAAGCAAAGCCCUGGUUGGGAAGCUCGUUCUGCACAGCAGAGCUGUGCUGCAGAGCGUGCAGAGCUGAGCCCCACAGAAGUGCUCAAGGAACUCACACUUCCUCACAAGUGGGGACCCUGCUGUCCCAGCAUCCCGUGGGAGCUGGGCACUGCCAUUCCCUCCCUGCUGGGUUCAAGCAGCUGUUCUGUAACGGGGUGGUCGAGCCCCCAGUUCUCCUUCAGCCACCCCACUCACUGCAACUCUCACCAGGUCCCAUCCCAGGGCCUGUGUGUCUCACACUGUCUCCGGCUGGAAGGAGUCGGGUGCUUGGAGUGUUGGGGUUUCUCCAAACUUGAUCUGGCAACAGCAGCAACAACAGGUCACUUUAUUGAGUAAUAAAUAUUUUUUUGAAAGAA
Molecule: messenger RNA, 3328 nt
Organism: Parus major (Great Tit)
Lineage: Eukaryota; Metazoa; Chordata; Aves; Passeriformes; Paridae
Gene: GMEB2
Product: glucocorticoid modulatory element binding protein 2
Exons: 10
Coding region: 564-2165 (533 amino acids)
Biological process (GO): positive regulation of transcription by RNA polymerase II
Cellular component (GO): nucleus
Molecular function (GO): DNA-binding transcription activator activity, RNA polymerase II-specific; RNA polymerase II cis-regulatory region sequence-specific DNA binding
Source: RefSeq, a predicted model, not a curated record